Messenger RNA from Drosophila ananassae, 479 nucleotides. RefSeq names its product tenecin-3-like. The record is from RefSeq and is a predicted model, not a curated record. The coding region runs from base 81 to 395 and encodes 104 amino acids. The transcript has a single exon. Lineage: Eukaryota; Metazoa; Arthropoda; Insecta; Diptera; Drosophilidae.
GCGGCGUGGCGCCGGGAAAAGGUAUCACAGCAGUCCCAGUUCUCUCCGAGCCAAGCCGAAGCAUCCAAGAAUCUGAAGAAAUGCGUUUCCUCAUCGUGAUUGCCUUGUUCGCCGUGGUGGCCGUGGCUGCAGCCCAGCAGGGAGGUCCUCAAGGAGGCCAGCAGGGUGGCCAGCAGGGAGGCCAGCAGGGAGGCCCGCAAGCAGGUCCUCAAGGCGGCCAGCAGGGAGGUCCUCAGAACUCCACCCCCGAGAGCAGCGGAGAGCAGCCGAGCGGCCUCCCAGGCCUGCCUCCCAACGCCAACGCCACUCUUCCCAGCAACAGCACCACCGAGGCCGGCAUCACCGCCGACAGCACCACUGAGGCCAGUGAGGCCACCACAGUGGCUUCCGCCUAACUUUGGCCUGAAGUCCAGUACUAUUUAAUAUCCACCUUGAUACUUAUGUUACCUGAUGUUAUUCAAUAAACCUCUUGCAAGAUA